AUGACGUCGUACUUGAUCUUCUUGGCCUGCAUCAUCAGAUCUUCGAUGGCCGCUUCCGAUGCAACCGUACUGUCCAGUCCAAGGAUAUCCGCAGUUGGGCAGGAUGCCCGUGUUUUAUGGGAAUUCCGCACGUCUGAGUCUCCUAAGCUCGUUCAGCUCAGUGGAAGUGCGUUCUCAAAGGACAGCAGAAAUGUGCAAAUACAAAUUCACAACUUCUCCAAUACCUUCUCGAUACCUGUGUGUGUGCUGCACUACUCUGGAAGAACCGAUUACGAGUUUAUGCUUGUUACGAAUAGAAGUGGACAGUGUACAGAAACAAUUUUGCUCGUAAGGAAUCUUGACAUGUUCUUCAACAAAAAUAAUGCAGAGCUCAUUUCAUACCUAAAAAAUAAGAUUGCAAACGAGGAAAUAGAGAGCAUGGGUAUUGUUCCGUUUGCGAAUGGCUGCUCAUAA
Necator americanus (New World hookworm) is the source of this 453-nucleotide messenger RNA. RefSeq lists its product as uncharacterized. The coding region runs from base 1 to 453 and encodes 150 amino acids. The record is from RefSeq and is a predicted model, not a curated record. NCBI's taxonomy places the organism in Eukaryota, Metazoa, Nematoda, Chromadorea, Rhabditida, Ancylostomatidae. The transcript is spliced from 6 exons.